Messenger RNA from Hordeum vulgare subsp. vulgare (domesticated barley), 787 nucleotides. RefSeq lists its product as uncharacterized. Bases 84 to 683 code for a protein of 199 amino acids. Lineage: Eukaryota; Viridiplantae; Streptophyta; Magnoliopsida; Poales; Poaceae. The transcript has a single exon. The record is from RefSeq and is a predicted model, not a curated record. Gene Ontology annotation, molecular function: enzyme inhibitor activity.
GUACACCGCCUGUAAAGAUUAAACCAAUAAGAAGAGACAGAGGACCGAGGGAGGGAGAGACCGAGAGACAAUACGCCACCACCAUGGCUGUGGGCACAUCCUCUUCGAUGCUCGGGAACGCUCUCCUCUUCCUCCUCGUCCUCUCCUCGGCCACCGAUGUUCAUGGUGAGUCAAGCUCCACCGCCGCGACUACUUCCCCGCUGGACUACCUCUGCGGCCUCGUCGGCGCCUGGUACGUCACGCCGGAUCUCUGCGUGUCUGUGCUCUGCGUCGACCCCUCCUGCCACUCUGCACGAGGCUGGCCAGAGCUUGCGGUGCUCGCCACCAGGCUGACGGUGGCCAACGCCACGGUAACCAAGGCCAGCAUCCAGUCUGCGCUCGCCCACGCCAAGGACGCCAAGGUCAGGAAGGUCAUGCAGUCGUGCCUGCAGCUCUACGCCGGCGCGGUCCCUCGGCUGCAGUGGGCGGCGCGGUCGGUGGCUGCAAGGCGAUACAACGGCGUUCCAGAGGUGCUACGGGCAGCCUAUAUGGACGUCGCAAAUGAGUGCGCCAGCUUAGCCGGCCAGGUGAAGCUUCCCAAGGAGAACGACGAGUUCUUCAUGAUGGCGUACGUCGCGGAUGCCGUCGUCGAGUUGGUGCAGCCUUAUGGAAUUCAUUUAUUAACCCGCUCUUCCCCUCCAUAAAAUGUUGUAAGAUAAAGACAUUGCCCAACCUGUAACUUUAAAAUGUUGUAUUGUGGGUUUAUGAGUCUUAGAUUCAAGUAAUCGGGCGUUGCUUGCUCCCUUCA